Messenger RNA from Brassicogethes aeneus, 1638 nucleotides. Lineage: Eukaryota; Metazoa; Arthropoda; Insecta; Coleoptera; Nitidulidae. The record is from the annotation of a GenBank genome assembly.
AUGUUGAAAGUGGUUAUUUUGUGUAUUUUUUUAACGUUCAGCAAAUUUAGUUUUACCAUGCACACAUUGUCACAUUUAUCGACGAGAAUUCAAGAUCUUUCCAGCCCUUGUCCGGAAUAUUUUGAAUACAAAACUGAGCAUGGGAAUAACCUGUAUGGAUUUUUGAUGGUGGAAAGUGUACCAGAAAAUAACAUGAUACAAAUCAAUAUGGAAUUGUCUAUAGGAAAUAGCGUACAAGGUUUUAAUGGAAAUAUUGAGCUGUUGUACUCUAGAGAAAAAGUGGUGGACGACAUAACCCAUCAUAGACCCAUAGAGUACAAAGUUAUUUUUCCAUAUUGGAAAAAUAUUCCCCCAAAAGUCACUAAAAUAUAUGUUAACGGACAUUUAGUUUGUCAAGGGCCAAAGAUUGAAAUAAAUACUGUGCCGGUUUUAACCACCAUUAAUUUGCAGCAUACUUUAACAAUAAACAGUUUGCCUUUAUCCAAUGACAAUUCCAUACCAACUAAAGAUAGGUUCGAUCGACCGUCGACGUCAGAGAGACCUCAAGGUAACAAUUUUUUCGAAAUUAAAGUACCAAACAAUAUAAACUUUAACCCGAAACCGCCCGAUAACCCGGACUCAAUAUUCCGGGGGAAUCCGUUUUUGAAUCCAAAAAAUUUCAAUAAAAAACCAAUAGUUGCAGUUACCACAAAUCCAGCGUUGCCAGAUUUAAACAAAAACCCGUUUUUAACACCCAUAUUGAACGACCGAAAUAAACCGGAAAUUGUCGUCACCACCCAGAAAUCCACAGUGCUACCAACGUUAACAACAACAGAGAAAACCAACGACAACAAAUUUUCUGAAAUUUGCGGUCGACCUGUGGCAACUAAUUCCUUAAUCGUAGACGGCUUAGACGUUCCUAAAGGCGCUUAUCCAUGGCUAAGUGCCAUUUUCAGGGUACAAAAUACCGGACUUACGUACAUAUGCAGCGGAAGCCUUAUUUCCAACAGACACGUGGUCACAGCUGCACAUUGCAUGCAAAAAGACUCGCGCAACGUCAAACCUCAAGACCUGUUGAUAAUUCUGGGAAAAUUGAACAUAGCCAAGUGGAAACCUCUGCCAGGAGAGAAAAUGAUCGAACCUGAAAGUUUACACGUUCACCCGAAUUACGCGUCAUCAAAUAGUGACGCAGACAUCGCCGUCAUCACUUUAAGCGAAAUUUUGACGUUUUCAGCACUAAUUAUGCCUGUUUGUCUGUGGCGGGGACCCGACAACCUAAACCUAGUUGUCGGAAGUGAUGGGGUGGUAGCUGGCUGGGGAAAAAACGAGGAGGGUUUAAUUUCCACCGCGGAACCGAAACAAACUUUUUUACCAAUCGUCGACCAAGAAACUUGUUUGAGAUCCUCGCACCAAUUUCAAUACAUAACCUCUAACAGAACGUUUUGUGCAGGCAGUCAAAACGGGAAAGGUCCAUGUAACGGCGAUUCGGGAAGCGGCUUGAUAAUCAAGAGGGAUCAAGUCUGGAUGUUGCGGGGGAUCGUUUCGAUGUCGAUAUCGGACACGCAUUCGAGAACUUGCGAUUUGAAUCAUUACGUUGUUUUUACGGACGCGAGCAAAUUUCACUCGUGGUUGUAUUCUUUUAUUAUACCGUCCGUGUGA